This is a messenger RNA of Penicillium mononematosum, 450 nucleotides long. Its product is annotated as putative BYS1 domain protein. The coding region runs from base 1 to 450 and encodes 149 amino acids. The record is from RefSeq and is a predicted model, not a curated record. The transcript has 2 exons. NCBI's taxonomy places the organism in Eukaryota, Fungi, Ascomycota, Eurotiomycetes, Eurotiales, Aspergillaceae.
AUGCACUUUUCUACUGCAGUUAUUGCCUCCGUUGCCGCUCUGGCACCGCUUGCUAGCGCUGUUGGCAACGCUGUCUCUCACCUAUGGUCCGUUGGUGGUAGCGUUGGCCCCAAGCAAACCAUCCCAGCAGGCGGCAGCUACAGCGAAGCACUGCACCACGACAGUGCCUCCGGUGGCAUCUCGCUGAAGAUCACCACCGUUGACAACGGUCUGUACAACGGCAGUCCGCAGACCAACUUUGCCUACACUCUGGACCCAGGCACAGUUUGGUAUGACCUGUCAGAUGUCUUCGGCGACCCAUUCUCCGGCAAGACGAUUGUUGUGCGGCCCACAGACACGACUUGCUCGAGCAUCUGUUGGCCACAGGGUGUUAACCCCGGCGGCAGUCAGACUAAGAACUGUAACUCGGACAGUAGUAUCAACCUGAACCUCUGUGCGGCCAAGUGCUAA